Molecule: messenger RNA, 2971 nt
Organism: Sinocyclocheilus anshuiensis
Lineage: Eukaryota; Metazoa; Chordata; Actinopteri; Cypriniformes; Cyprinidae
Product: vam6/Vps39-like protein
Exons: 24
Coding region: 271-2865 (864 amino acids)
Biological process (GO): intracellular protein transport; vesicle-mediated transport; endosomal vesicle fusion
Cellular component (GO): cytoplasm; membrane
Molecular function (GO): protein binding
Source: RefSeq, a predicted model, not a curated record
GUCACGGCUGCAGGAAGUUCCCUCCCGCAGCACUAAUAGCUCUCUGCUGGCUGUCAAACACUGAGUCCUGGCGGAUAUCAGCUCAAAACAGCCGACAGCAAACCCCAGCAUCGCGCAGGAUAAUGGGAUGAAAUACAUUUGGAAUCUGAGCAUCGAGGAUCUGUGUUUUAGCAAGAUUAAAGGGCAAAAUAUGAACGCUAUAUACUAGCCAACUGCUCAUGACACAUUAACAACACAGCAGUGUGUUUGGUCGUGCAUAAGAGCUCCAGUAUGCAUGACGCAUACGAGCCAGUUCCUAUCCUGGAGAAAUUACCCCUCCAGAUUGACUGUCUGGCGGCCUGGGAUGAUUGGCUGCUUGUGGGGACCAAACCAGGCCAUCUCCUUCUGUACAGGAUCAAGAAAGAUGCAGGUACAAACAGGUUUGAAGUUACAUUAGAGAAAUCCAAUAAGAACUUCUCAAAGAAGAUUCAGCAGCUUUUUGUGGUGUCACAGUACAAGAUUUUGAUUAGUUUGUUGGAAAAUAACAUCCACGUUCACGACCUGCUCACGUUCCAGCAGAUAACUGUUGUGUCCAAAGCCAGAGGAGCCACACUGUUUGCCUGUGACCUGCAGCAGUCUAGCUCAGGUGAGGCCAAACUGCGCAUGUGUGUUGCAGUCAAGAGGAAAAUUCAGCUGUAUUACUGGAAGGACAGAGAAUUCCAUGAAUUACAGGGGGAUUUCGCCGCUCCAGACAUUCCCAAGUCCAUGGCUUGGUGUGAGAACUCCAUAUGUGUGGGUUUCAAACGAGACUACUAUCUGAUCCGGAUGGACGGACGUGGCUCAGUCAAAGAACUGUUCCCCACAGGGAAACAGCUGGAACCAUUGGUGGCCCCAUUGGCUGAUGGGAAGGUCGCAGUGGGUCAGGAUGACCUCACGGUUGUUUUGAACGAAGAAGGCGUCUGCACUCAGAAAUGUGCCCUUAACUGGACGGACAUUCCUGUUGCAAUGGAGCACCAGCCACCGUACAUCAUCGCAGUGCUGUCACGCUAUGUGGAGAUCCGCACACUUGAGCCCAGACUGCUGGUGCAGAGCGUAGAACUGCAGAGACCGCGCUUCAUCACCUCUGCUGGAUCAAAUGUUGUGUAUGUCGCUAGCAAUCACUUUGUUUGGCGUCUGGUGCCCAUCUCUAUAGCCAGCCAGAUACGACAGCUGCUACAGGACAAACAGUUUGAACUGGCACUUCAGCUAGCAAAAAUGAAGGAUGAUUCAGAUGCAGACAAGAGACAACAGAUCCAUCACAUUCAGAACCUGUUUGCCUUCAACUUGUUCUGUCAGAAACGCUUUGACGACUCCAUGCAGGUGUUUGCAAAGUUAGGCACAGAUCCCACUCAUGUUAUUGGACUGUAUCCAGACCUGCUCCCCUCUGACUACCGCAAACAGCUGCACUACCCCAACCCUCUGCCUGUGCUGUCUGGAGCCGAGCUGGAGAAAGCCCACCUGGCCCUCAUAGACUACCUAACACAGAAACGCAGUCAUUUAGUGAAGCAGCUGAAUGACUCGGACCCCUUCACCACCUCCCCUCUCAUGGAGGGGACCCCCACCAUCAAGAGCCGCAAGAAGCUCCUUCAGAUCAUCGACACCACUCUGCUGAAAUGUUACCUCCACACCAAUGUAGCCUUAGUGUCGCCUCUCCUGCGGCUGGAGAACAACCACUGUCACAUAGAGGAGAGCGAGUAUGUGCUGAAGAAAGCACACAAAUACAGCGAACUCAUCAUCCUCUAUGAGAAAAAAGGCCUUCAUCAGAAAGCUCUGCAGGUUCUGCUGGAUCAGUCCACCAAAGCCAACUCUCCUCUGAAGGGGCAUGAGAGGACUGUACAGUAUCUUCAGAGACUGGGUGUGGAGAACCUGGGCAUCAUAUUUGAGUUUUCGCCGUGGGUUCUGAAGAUUUGUCCAGAGGAUGGACUGAAGAUCUUCACUGAGGACCUGACGGAGGUGGAGACUCUGCCCAGGGAUAAGGUGUUGAACUUCCUGAAGGAGGGCUUCCAGGAGCUGGCCAUCCCGUACCUGGAGCACAUCAUUCACCUGUGGGACGAGACACGGCCCGAGUUCCACAAUGUUCUGAUCCAGCUCUACCUGGAGAAGGUGCAAGGCCUCAUGAAAGUGUACCUCAACUCACUGCCUGAAGGUGUUCCAGCUGUAGCUGCAGGAAAGGAGGCGGGAGAGCUGGGAGAGUACAGGAGCAAGCUUCUGUCGUUUCUGGAAGUGUCCAGCAGCUAUGAGCCAGAGCGACUCAUCAGUGAUUUCCCAUUUGAUGGUCUGUUGGAGGAGAGGGCUCUUCUCCUGGGUCGUAUGGGGAAACAUGAGCAGGCUCUUUUCAUCUACGUUCACAUUCUCAAAGACACGCGUAUGGCUGAAGAGUACUGCCAUGGUCAUUAUGAUCCAUCAACAAAUGGCAAUAAAGAUGUGUAUCUGUCCCUGCUGCGCAUGUAUCUGUCUCCUCCGGACGUGCACUUCCUCGGGCCCAUAAAGAUGGAGUUAUGUGAGCCACAGGCAAACCUCCAGGCGGCCCUGAAAGUGCUUCAGCUCCACCACAGCAAACUAAACACCACCAAAGCCAUAAACCUGCUGCCAGCCAACACACAGAUCCAAGAGAUCCAGGUCUUUCUGGAGAGUGUGCUGGAGGAGAAGGCUGGGAGGAAGCGCUUUGACCAGGUCCUGAAGAGCCUCCUACAGGCCGAGUUCCUGCGGGUGCAGGAGGAACAUAUCUUUCACCAGCAGGUGAAGUGUGUCAUCACAGAUGAAAAAACCUGCAGAGUGUGCAAGAAGAAGAUCGGAAACAGCGCAGCUCAACCAGGCCUCGCCCAUGGACGGGCAUUAUUUAAAUGAGAUGGCACAAUAUCCAGAAGAAGCACGCUGUAGUCCAGAGGAGGCGUUUGUUGUAGUUCUUGAAAAGUAUUUUCUGUUAAAGACAAUAUCUCCCUUUGGAGUGGAC